Molecule: messenger RNA, 359 nt
Organism: Cladocopium goreaui
Lineage: Eukaryota; Dinophyceae; Suessiales; Symbiodiniaceae
Source: the annotation of a GenBank genome assembly
AGCCGUCUUGUUGGACCCCCAAAACGAAACCAGCCAUGGCGAUGUUCCCGGCCGCAGGGCUGGCCGCGGCACCGCUCUUCGCGGUACCCCAGGUCAUUGGCCGUGGACCGCCGGUCGCGCCGGCACCGCGCGCACUGCGCGGCACGGCGCAGCUGGGCGUGCGACGACGUGCCGAAGGCGUGCGCUUCCCGGCCGCGGCAAAACAGCCGCAGGCCGUAGAAGUGUCGCGAAAGUGGCGUCAUCGGCUGCUGGCGGCCUUGGGCGUCGCUGCAGCGUGGCUUUGGCCUAAGAUGGCCUAUGCCAGAGUUGCCAAAAGGGUUGUCAGCCGAGCUGAUGAGCGAAGGGCUGGGCUCUACACA